Toxotes jaculatrix (banded archerfish) is the source of this 2236-nucleotide messenger RNA. It is a transcript of the gene acsl5, whose product is annotated as acyl-CoA synthetase long chain family member 5. Gene Ontology annotation, cellular component: mitochondrion; membrane; endoplasmic reticulum. Gene Ontology annotation, biological process: long-chain fatty acid metabolic process. NCBI's taxonomy places the organism in Eukaryota, Metazoa, Chordata, Actinopteri, Toxotidae. Bases 155 to 2206 code for a protein of 683 amino acids. Gene Ontology annotation, molecular function: arachidonate-CoA ligase activity. The transcript is spliced from 22 exons. The record is from RefSeq and is a predicted model, not a curated record.
UCCCUGCUCAGCCUGGUCCCAAACUACCUCUGCUAAUCUCACCAGAGCAGAGGAAGCGGAUCUGCUGUGUGCACACACCACCACCACACACCUGCCCGUCAACUGGGAGCUGAGAGGAACGCCUGAGAGGACUAACAGCAGCAGACUUGGCAACAUGGAAUUCCUUUUCCAGUUGCUGUUCUCCCCUCUCCCGACCCCGGCCAUCAUCUCGCUGUUCGCGCUGGCAGCUGCGACCCUGUUUUACCUCAACACACGGCCCACUCCGCUCCGCACCCCUGCCGACUUAAACCGCCAAACUCUGGGGAUCAAGGAUGGAGCGAGAAAGACUGCUUUGCUUGAGGGUAACAACAACCUGAUGUCAUACGUCUAUGAAGACGCCAAGACCAUCUAUGAGGUUUUUCAGAGGGGGCUGAAAGUUUCAGGUAAUGGACCAUGCUUGGGCUACAGAAAACCAGGAAGGCCAUACCAGUGGUUGAGGUACAAACAGGUGUCUGAUAGAGCGGAGCACCUGGGGUCAGGGCUUCUUCAUAGAGGUCUGAAGCCAAACCCGGAGACUUUCAUUGGCAUCUUUGCUCAGAACAGACCUGAGUGGAUUAUUGGUGAACUGGCGUGUUACACCUACUCCAUGGUUGCGGUUCCCCUGUACGACACCCUGGGUUCUGAGGCUCUUGUGUUCAUUAUCAACAGAGCGGACAUCUCCACAGUGCUCUGUGACAAUCAGAACAAAGCAGAAACACUGCUGCAGAACCGAGAGAAAGGCCAGACUCCCGUUCUCAAAACCAUCGUCAUCAUGGACCCUUUCAACUCUGAGAUGAUCGAGAGGGGAGCAAAGUGUGGGGUGGACAUCGUGUCCAUGCAGGAUGUGGAGGCUCAGGGGAAAAGUAAUCUUCACAAGCCCGUUCCUCCAAGGCCAGAGGACCUCAGUAUUAUUUGCUUCACCAGUGGCACAACAGGAGACCCGAAGGGAGCGAUGUUGACCCAUGAGAAUGUGGUCUCUGAUGCUGCAGGUUUCAUCAAAGGCUUUGAGACGUCAGUUGUUCCAAAUACCCAGGAUGUCAGCAUUUCAUUCCUGCCUUUAGCACACAUGUUUGAGAGAGUUGUACAGACAGUGGUGUAUGGUGCUGGGGCUCGGGUGGGAUUCUUCCAGGGUGACAUCAGACUGCUGCCAGAUGACAUGAAAACCCUGCAGCCCACCAUUUUCCCAGUCGUACCUCGACUUCUCAACCGUGUCUAUGACAAAGUCCAGAGUGGAGCCAAGACACCUUUCAAGAAAUGGCUUCUGAACUUUGCUGUGGAGAGGAAAUAUGCAGAAGUCAAACAGGGCAUCAUCAGGAACAACAGCAUAUGGGACAAGCUCAUCUUCCACAAAGUCCAGGAGUCUCUGGGGGGACGUGUGCGGGUCAUGGUGACUGGAGCAGCGCCCAUAUCUCCCUCUGUUCUCAACUUCCUCCGGGCGGCUCUGGGCUGUCAGAUCUUUGAGGCAUACGGCCAGACAGAGUGCACAGCCGGCUGCACCUUCACCAUGCCAGGGGACCCCACUGCAGGACAUGUUGGGGUGCCGCUGCCUUGUAAUGUUGUGAAGUUGGUGGAUGUUGAAGAAAUGAACUACUUUGCUUCAAAUGGUGAAGGCGAGAUCUGCAUCAAGGGUACAAAUGUGUUCAAGGGGUACUUGAAAGACCCAGAGAAAACUGCAGAGGCCUUGGAUAAAGACGGAUGGCUCCACACUGGGGACAUUGGAAAAUGGCUUCCAAGUGGAGUUCUGAAGGUUAUUGACCGCAAGAAGAAUAUCUUCAAGCUGGCUCAGGGCGAGUACAUAGCACCAGAGAAGAUUGAAAACGUGUAUGUACGCAGUGGACCUGUGGCCCAAGUAUUUGUUCACGGAGACAGUCUACAGUCUUGCCUCAUUGCCAUUGUGGUCCCUGAUCCUGAGGUCCUGCCGGGUUUUGCCAAAAAUCUGGGGAUUCAAGGCUCCAUUGAAGACCUCUGCAAAAACACAGAAAUUAAGAAAUCCAUUCUAUCAGACAUGACCAAACUGGGUAAAGAAGCUGGGCUCAAGUCCUUCGAGCAGGUGAAAGAUGUGUACCUCCAUCCAGAGCUGUUCACCAUUGAGAACGGUCUGUUAACUCCCACACUCAAGGCCAAGAGGGCUGAGCUCAAAGCUCUCUUCCAGCCACAGAUUGACAAACUGUACGCCAACAUGCAAUAAAUGAAAUGAACCAACACCAACUUGCCUGCU